AUGAAGAAAGUAAUCUCAACACCGUCUACUUUCUCAACACCAGCUAUCUUUUUCAUUCUGGCUAUGACUCUACUAUUACUAGAUGGAUCACUGGGAGACCCAAGAUCUCAGACGGUUCAGAUCAUGUGUGGGAAUCAACUUGAGCACAAUUCAACCAUCUAUGUGCCAAACUUUGUUGCGACAAUGGAAAACAUCAGUGAACAGAUGCGGACUUCUGGUUUUGGAGUAGCAGUUACAGGUUCAGGACUCGAUACUAAUUAUGGACUCGCUCAGUGCUAUGGCGAUCUUUCUUUACUUGAUUGUGUAUUGUGCUAUGCUGAGGCACGCACUGUUCUUCCUCAAUGCUUCCCUGUCAAUGGGGGUCGCAUUUACCUCGAUGGUUGCUUUAUGCGAGCUGAGAAUUACAGCUUUUUUGAGGAAUAUACAGGGCCAGGAGACAGGGUCUUGUGUGGGAAUACAACCCAAAAGAGUUCCACAUUUCAAGAGUCAGCAAGGCAGGCUGUGUUGCAAGCAGUUUCAGAUGCACCAAACAAUAAUAACUAUGCUAGGUCUCAGGUGGCUGUGUCGGGGGCUGUAAAUGAGUCAGCUUAUGUUCUAGCUGAUUGCUGGAUGACACUGAAUGCAAGUGCUUGCAGAACAUGUUUGGAGAAUGCAUCUAGUUCAAUAUUGAGAUGCUUGCCUUGGUCUGAGGGGCGGGCAUUGAACACCGGGUGCUUCAUGAGAUACUCUGAAACCAAUUUCCUUAAUCCUGUUCCUGGCAAUGGAAGUUCAAGAGGGAAAAUCAUAGUGAUUGUAGUUGCUGCUGUUAGUUCUGUGGUCGUUUUGGUAGUUGGGGCAGUUCUUGGAGUUUAUAUCUGGAAGCAGAAGAAGAUACAGAGGAAAAGAAGAUGCCAUUUGGGUUCAAACGACGCAGAGAAAUUGGCGAAGACCCUUCAUGACAGUAGCUUGAACUUCAAGUACUCCAUACUUGAGAAAGCCACAGGGUCUUUUGAUGAGACCAACAAGCUUGGGCAUGGAGGGUUUGGAACAGUUUAUAAG
Molecule: messenger RNA, 1038 nt
Organism: Ilex paraguariensis (yerba mate)
Lineage: Eukaryota; Viridiplantae; Streptophyta; Magnoliopsida; Aquifoliales; Aquifoliaceae
Source: the annotation of a GenBank genome assembly